Molecule: messenger RNA, 572 nt
Organism: Syngnathus acus (greater pipefish)
Lineage: Eukaryota; Metazoa; Chordata; Actinopteri; Syngnathiformes; Syngnathidae
Gene: fshb
Product: follicle stimulating hormone subunit beta
Exons: 3
Coding region: 130-492 (120 amino acids)
Biological process (GO): ovulation; G protein-coupled receptor signaling pathway
Cellular component (GO): cytoplasm; extracellular region
Molecular function (GO): hormone activity
Source: RefSeq, a predicted model, not a curated record
AGCGACCUUAUUUAAGAGCGUUGGGAGAGCCAAAGGAUCAUAAGCCGUUUUAGACGUUUAGACAUCAGGAGGACGUCCAAAGCGAUAAAAGCCACUUCAAAAAGACGCUUGUGCUGCACUCAUCAGAGGAUGCAGCUAGUUGUCAUGGCAACAGUGCUGGCGCUGGCACUGGCAGGUACCGCUAAGCAUUGCAGUUUAGGCUGCACCCCGCGAAACGUCACCAUCCCCGUGGAGAGCUGUGGCAGAACCGAAUACGUCGACACCACCGUAUGCGAAGGACAGUGCUACAAUGAGGAUCCAGUCUACCUGUCUCCGGUGAAAGAGACCAAACAGAAAGUCUGCGAUGGCAACUGGAGCUACGAAGUGAAACACAUCAGAGGCUGUUCCGUGGGUGUCACCUACCCUGUGGCCAAAAGCUGCCAGUGUACUUCAUGUAACGAAGACUACACAGAUUGUGGACGUGUUCCUUGGUUCAUGCCAAGCUGCUUUUGAACCUUGCUUUUUAGUUUCCAUUAACAUUGAUACUGGGAAAAGUGUGUUUCCACAUUCAAAUGUGAAAAAAAAAAUGUUGA